CCUGACGCAGGUCCUUCGGGAAGAUCGCUCUUCCUGCGGCGCGAAGUGCGACCUGGAUAUCCCGUCCAGCUCCCAACCCGCAAGGACCCACAAAGAAGCACCAACAUAAGCGACCAAUCCCAAAGAAAUCCGGAUCUGAGCGCCGCUCCCGAAGUAAGCCCGUAAAAUUCCUGGACAGGAGGCGGUAGAUGCCAGGAAUCGCGCAGCUACCACUUGGCGAAGAGGAACCCUCCAUCCAGCUAUCAGGGGGUCGGAUAACGACCGAUCCUGGGGUCCAGGGGUACCGCCACUGAUUCUGCCCCUGGUAUCAGUGGCAUUGAUCCAUUUCUUGCAAUUUAUUAACCCCGGAAUUCGUCGUUAUCCUGGGACCAAGCUGGAAUUUCGCAGUCGGGUCCUGGAACGAAGUUCGGAUUUCUUCGAGCCUUCUCUCGCCGACCGUCGCUGGGGUUGAUCCUCGGUCGGUCCCGUUUCCAUUGGGCUUUGGAUCUUGUUUCAGGCCCUUUUGGGCCCGAUCCUGGGAAUUGAUCGCGAAAGUGUUGAAGAAAGGACUUGGUCUGUUAAGUGCUGGACCGUAGAUGGCUGUCAGCACGCUGAACAUGGCUCCUUACUUCACUGGAUACCCCUUCCAAGGUCAGGGACGCGUAAACCAGCUGGGCGGUGUCUUCAUCAACGGCAGACCCUUGCCGAACCACAUCAGGCUGAAGAUCGUCGAACUGGCCGCCGCAGGGGUCAGGCCCUGCGUCAUUUCUCGACAACUUCGGGUGUCUCAUGGAUGCGUCUCGAAGAUCCUUAACCGCUAUCAGGAGACCGGCUCUAUCAGGCCCGGAGUGAUCGGCGGCAGCAAACCUCGGGUGGCCACCCCGGAGGUUGAGGCCAGGAUCGAGGACCUCAAGCGGCAGAACCCCGGGAUCUUCAGCUGGGAGAUCAGGGAUAAGUUGAUCAAGCAGGACGGAGUCUGCGACAAGGCGUCGGCACCCUCGGUCUCCAGCAUCUCCAGGCUCUUGCGAGGCCCCACGACCCAGGCACGACCUGGAGAGGACCCCCGGAGGAACCACUCGAUCGACGGCAUCCUGGGAGGAAGCAGCGGGGACGAUUCCGAGACCGAAAGCGAGCCUGGGAUCACCCUGAAGAGGAAGCAGAGGAGGAGCAGGACCACCUUCACCGGGGAACAGCUGGAGCAGCUGGAGGCGGCUUUCCAUAGGACCCAAUACCCUGACGUGUACACCAGAGAGGAGCUGGCCCAGAAGACCAAGUUGACCGAAGCCAGGGUCCAAGUGUGGUUCAGCAACAGACGAGCCCGUCUUCGCAAGCAACUCACCAGCCAACAGUUGAAUGCCUUCAACACCAUGAGCUUGCAACCCUUUCAAUCUCAGCAUUAUGCCAGCGGGGCUGAGAGCUAUCAAGGAUAUGGACAGGCAUCCGUGGCUGCUGCUGCUACCACUGCUGGGUACCCCCAACAUUACAAUUACGGGGACAAUUACUACGCCGCCCAGCAACAAUGGCCCAGGACCACCGCCGAGAACUAUGGCCUCUUCAACGCCAGCCACUACGGGAGCGGAAAUCUCGCCUCGAACCUAACUUCAACCAACCUGAAUCUAGGGAGUUUGGGGGGCAGCGUGAGCCCUAGUGCCUCCAACAUGAGUGCCUGCAUGGUGCAGGGGGCUCCAGCAGGGGUACCAACUUCAGGAAUGGGGCACCACGUCACCCCCCAUAGUCCCAGCGAGGCCAAAAGCGGAUAUCCCUAUCUGGGGGGAAUCGACUCCCAAGUAUGCGGCAGGGUCCACUGAAGUCCCUAGAUCGUGAAGUCGACAUCAAGAUUCAAGCAAUUCGGGACGAUUAAAACCUCCCUAGACCCCGCCUCCUAGAUCUCCUCUCCUCUAGGACUCCCAAGUUCCGACUAGGAGAUUAAUCUCUGGGGGGAAAGUCGCUCCUAGGGACUUUCGAGUUACCCGGAGAACUAGUUCGCCGGGUUCAGUUUUUGUCCCAGGGCCUGAUCGAUUCGCUUUACCCGACGACAUUAAUGACUAUUUAUACACGUGGAA
Messenger RNA from Orussus abietinus, 2042 nucleotides. RefSeq names its product protein gooseberry. The transcript has 6 exons. The coding region runs from base 576 to 1787 and encodes 403 amino acids. Gene Ontology annotation, biological process: anatomical structure development; regulation of transcription by RNA polymerase II. Gene Ontology annotation, molecular function: DNA-binding transcription factor activity, RNA polymerase II-specific; RNA polymerase II cis-regulatory region sequence-specific DNA binding. The record is from RefSeq and is a predicted model, not a curated record. Lineage: Eukaryota; Metazoa; Arthropoda; Insecta; Hymenoptera; Orussidae.